UGCGCGCGCUCUCCGGAAUAGCAAGUGCACAGAAGUAGCCUUGUGUGGGCGUGGAUAGCUAGCUACACAGGCACUCUCAGACGGGUCCGUAGCAGGGUGAUCGUAAUAUGGUGAUAGCGGCGGAGGUGGUGGGUGAACCGCCGACAGCCCCCUCCGCCCCCUUGUCAGUGGGCUGCGAAGGGAGGACGCGAAGGCGGAGGGAAGCCCCCAGUGCCGCUGCCGGGCAUGCGCGGCGCCCCAGGAACAUGGCGGAGGCGGCGGCGUGAGUCCAGGCGACGGGGGCAGCGCGCAGCUGACAGACACGCGAGCCGCGCUGCCGGCUUUUCUAGGGACCGGCGGCUCCCUUCCCUUCGGAAACAGUUUUUUUGGAAAAAGAAGAGUGAAUUGUUAUGUUUUUAUUGUGAGGAAGAGGAACCAAACAUUUUACCAUGGGGAAAACAGCAGCAAAAGAUUCUAAGACUAUUAAAAGAGAAAAACAUGGGAAGAGUAAUCUGUCAAGCAACCAAUUGUUAAAUAAUGAAUAUUUUAAUUGGGAUAACUACUUGAAAGAGACUGGAUCCUUAGCUGCGCCUUCACAUUGUUUCAGACAGUCUAGGGUUCCACCAAGCAAUGAUUUCAAAGUGGGAAUGAAAUUGGAAGCCCAUGACCCUCGCAAUGUUACCUCAGUGUGUAUAGCUACAGUUAUUGGAAUUACGGGUGCCAGAUUAAGGCUGCGGCUUGAUGGAAGUGACAACAAAAAUGACUUCUGGAGACUAGUGGAUUCAUCUGACAUACAGCCAAUUGGGACCUGUGAGAAGACAGGAGGAAUGCUUCAGCCUCCACUAGGGUUCCAGAUGAAUGCCUCUUCUUGGCCAAUGUUUCUCCUAAGAACACUAAAUGGUGCUGAAAUGGCACCUGCUGCAUUCUUUAAGAAGGAACCUACAAAGCCUUCUCCAAACUGUUUUAAAGUAGGAAUGAAGCUAGAAGCGAUAGACAGAAAAAACCCUUAUUUAAUAUGUCCUGCAACCAUUGGGAAUGUUAAAGGAGAUGAAGUUUUUAUUACCUUUGACGGCUGGCGAGGGGCAUUUGACUAUUGGUGUAAAUAUGAUUCUCGGGAUAUCUUUCCAGUUGGAUGGUGUGACUUAACAGGAGAUGCUCUACAACCACCAGGGAAUAGUGUUUCUAGUACAAAGAAUACAAAAACCCAAAUAUCACCUUGCAAAGUGACCCGGCGCUCAAUGCAGUCUCCUCAGAAAUCUGCUCCUGCUCCUCAUUCUAUAUCAAGGGGCAGGAAACCUGGUCGGGGAAAUCCACCAACACCAUCUUCAGUCCCAACGAAAGGCAGGUCUCCCAAGAAUAACCCUGUGAACAAAAACACAUCUCAAAAAGAGAAUCUCAAAAAAAGGAAAGAGGGCUUGAAGCCAGGAAGGAAGAAAAAAAUCUUACCAGUGCAAUCUCCAGUAUUUUCUCCUCCCCUUACCUCUGCAAAAGUGGACAACAGCACCCCUCAGAUACACAAAGAUGGAUCUAGUAUCACUGGUGUAACAACAGCUGUCAUCUCAACAGUUUGUGUCUAUGUUAACAAACAUGGAAAUUCUGGGCCUCAUCUCGAUAAAAAGAAGGUUUGGCAGCUUCCUGAUCACUUUGGACCCGGUCCCGUGAAUGUAGUGCUUCAGCAGGCUGUACAAGCCUGUGUAGACUGUGCCUAUCAAUCAAAAACAGUCUUUGGAUUCCUGAAGUCAGGGCAUCAUGCGGGAGAGAUAAUCACUGCCUCUUUUGAUGGGGAGAAGCAUGCCAUCAGUCUUCCUUCUGUAAACAGUGCAUCGUUUGUCCUGCGCUUCUUGGAGAAACUCUGCCACAGCCUGCAGUGUGAUAAUCUUUUUAGUAGCCAGCCCUUUAGUCCUUACAUGGGAAGUGCAUAUAGUCCAAUUGAAUACGAUAGAAACAAACAAGCAAAAGAUGAAAUAUCCGACAGUAGAAGUACAAAGCGGUAUUCUCAGGAUUCGCCACCAUAUACUGCUCCCCUAUCUCCUAAACUCCCAAGAACUGAAGCACACCCCUCAGAAGCGGAAACCCUUCCGAGUGAAGAAAAUGGCACUCCCAAAGAACACAGAUUUUCAGAGGAUUCAAUGGAUUCUGCACUUAAUUCAGUCAAUCCUUUAAGCCCUAACUGCCGGAAUUCCACUGAAUAUCGUACCUCAGGGAGCGCAGCCUGUUAUAGGGAUUCUCUUCCGCCAGUGACUGCUACCUCAAAUACAGCACCAAUCCUACGGAGGCUAUCAUCAAGUUCUGCUGGAAAUAGCAAUUACUAUGAAGUCAACAGGAAUAGGAUGCAGAGGAGGAUUGAAGCUGCAAGUUCUACAACAGGACCCGACCUCAGUGCAUUAAAACGGGAACCUUCCCGCAUACCCAAUAAAGACCCUUCUGCGUGGUCAAUAGAUGAAGUAAUGCGAUUUGUGAAAGAAGCUGAUCCUCAGGCGUUAGCACCUCAUGCAGAACUCUUCAGAAGACAUGAAAUUGAUGGAAAGGCUCUCUUGUUACUGAGGAGUGAUAUGAUAAUGAAAUACAUGGGACUGAAGCUGGGGCCUGCAUUAAAGCUGUGCUACCACAUCGAGAGACUUAAGCAAGGAAAGUACUAGGCAGUUGAUGCACAACAAUGUUACAUGUUUAUCGUACAACCUCUCAUGUUCACAAAGACUUGGGAGGCCACAAGCAGGAAUUUCACCUAACUGAGCAUUAUUGAAAUGGAUAGAAGAUGGUCCAUUCACUUCAGGAAAACAAGUUUCCAGCAGAUUGUGUCCAAUGUUCCAUUUAAAAAUAAUUCUGCAGUCAUAGACCGUUACUGGUUUGCAGAAGUUUCUUCCCAUAAUAUGAAAUCUGUUGUCAAGAGAAAAGUUUUACAUUUUUGUAUUUUAUAACUUUAUUAAGGUGGAGGGGAAAGGCAGUGCUAUUGAUAUUUACAUGGGGAAACUCCAAAUGUAUUCUCAAUUUUCAGCUUCAGCUGGUGCAUUUUCAUUCAGAACCAAAACAGCUGAAUUCCAAAGGUAUACAAAUUUCAGCAUCUGAACAUUUUCAUUUUUUUGUUUUGCAAAGGUGGCUGGAUUCAUGUGUUAAUGGGGAGAAAUGUAUUAAUGUCUGCAAUGAUUUUACUCCUAGGUUAACAUAUUUAUGUCUGGUACUCCAUGAGAUCAAUAAUGAGAUUGCGCUACGCAGAUUUCCAUAAAGGGAAUAGCCAUAUGAAUUGUUCUGUAUGUGUGUGCUGUAUGUUUAAAAACAAAUAAGCUUUUGUAAAGUGUUUUAAAUUAUGAGGGGAAACUUUGUAGUAUGUUCACAGUUUAAGCUGGCAAUAUAUUUUUUUUCUUUUUGAGAAUAACUUUCUCAUGGCUGAUUUGAGCAGCCAAGUUCCAGGCAAGUAAACAGAUUUCUAGCUUGCUCACUGGAACCAUACCACCUAUCAUUUUGAAUCAUUCCGUCUCUUUGUGGAACUCAACAUGAACAUAUAUGUUCACGCACUUGUAUAUUUGUAUGUGUGUGUGUGGUACAUGCAUUUCCACUGUACAUAGUGUUCAUUUUUUUUAAAAAAAAUAUUUUAAAAGGAUACUUUUGCACUGUGACAGAUGAUAAACUGUAGAGAUCAAGUUUUUACUGGUAAAAACAAAACAAACAUGGACAACACAUUUUGGGCUCAGUUUACAGAUUGUUAUGCACAGUGUGAGGCUGUGUACACCCUGCUUGGCACUCUGAUAUUUUCUUUACACCCAUAUUACUAUGGUCAGGUGAGUGUUCAGACUGCUGGCUGGGGGCCAAGGUGAGGAGGGGAUGAAAAGGGCCUAGUUCCAGUUCCUCUGUCAUUCUGAACAGAUUUCAUGCUGUCUGUUAGGUUAUGUGUAAACCAGCAAGGAUUUCUAAAUAUGCAGCUUUAAGUACUAGAUGCACGGGUUUUAUUCCACAAAACACCUUUUGCUGCAUGUGGAUGGCCCUUGCUGGAUGCAAGUGAAUGUGUCCUCUUGGUAUUGACUAACACCUGUCUGCUUUGUUUUCCAUUUAUGGAAGGAUAAGAAACAAUCAAUGGAUAGGUGGAUUCACAUAGGGGAACUCCCUGUACUAUGCAAUAUUUUGGAAUCCUCAUCAUAUAUAUUGUGCUGAGCAUUUUGUUCUGGGAAGAUUUCUGGAAAAAUUGUGGGGACUUUUUUGUUUUUGCUCUGAUUUUUUGUCUUUCUUACCCUCAGCUUCUUUUAAAUAUAAAAAUGACAGUUUUAACAAAGAAGUUGAACUGCACAUGGAUGUGUGUAUUAUAAACAUUGGUGCUGUGUCUAUAAGCUACAAGAAGUGCUGAUAGUAAAACAUUUUGCUGUCACUGCCAAUAUAUCAGGGACAAUUAUGUACAUUUGCUGUGUAGGGAAUGGAAUGUACUGUAUGUAAUAGUACAAGUAUUGCUAGACAAGAUGUAGUCCAAAACAGAAGGUAGAUUUUAUAUUUCUUAUUGCCUUUUUUAUAUCAAAAGCUUCUAGUUAAAGAAAGUAUUUUUACACAUUACUCGUUUGAAAAUGCCUUGCUUGCUGGUAUACUUAAUAUUUUACUCAGGUUUAGCAAAAAUACUGCAAAGUCAUAAAACAGUUGUCAGGCUUAUGUGUUUUUUAAAUCACUGCAACAUGAUUUAAAUGAGUUCACUUUGGAGAUGUAUCUUAAUUUAUGAUGAGCAGCCUUGUAUUAAUAUUUGUUCUGUCAGCAAAAGAGUUGUUUCUAAUAAGUGUGUGUACUAGCCAUUACACCAGCCCAGAUAUGGGUUUGCAACAGUGUUGCCGCUCAUGCAGAUGUUAAGAAUCAAGCUAUAAGGGCCACAAUAUAUUUUACAAAUUUAUCUCAAAUGAAAAAUACAGUAGGGCCCCACUCAUACGGCGGGUUAUGUUACAGACUCCUGCCUAAAAGCAUAAAUCCUUCAAUAAAAUGGCACCCGACGCCCCAAAAACGGCAUAAAAGCGGAACAGGCACCGUAUGAGUGGGGCCUUACUCUAAUUUUAGCUGCCGUAUUAGUGGAAUGCUGAAAAGCGGGGCCCUACUGCAUGGUAUGGUAAUACGAUAGCAAAUAACUUGGCAUAUGUUGCAGCUAUAAUCUUGAAGAGUACAUGCAAUCAAUUUUUUUCUGCAGUUUUCAGCUAAGCAAAAUUUACACAUGCUGAAGGAAUUACUAAACUGCUUUUUAAACAUGAGAAAAAUGUCAAUGCAGAUUUAUCAGAACUUUUAAAUAAAGAUAUUUGGACCACUUUUUGUCUCUAAUUUGGCAAUUCUGAAUGCUGUUAAUACAAUACAGCAAGUGGAAGAAAGACAUCGUAAAAUUAAUGUAUAUUCUACUAAGUGCGGCUCAUUCCAUUCACUUAUAUACAAUAUUCAAAAAUAGAUUUGAAUAUGAAAAAACAAGACCUUGUAUGUAUGUAUGUAUGUAUGUUCUGGAUCACAUCUGAAAAUAUCACAAACAUAGUCCAGUUAAUCUUACAUAAGCUACAGAAGGUUUAGAAAUAUUUCAUACAAAACACCUUUAUAAAAAGAUUUUAGCCCCUCUCAUACAUUUGCCAGUGUGGUUCAUUUGAUGGCAAUUGUGCAAAGGGGUGCACUGCAUUGUUUACACACCUACACCGAGAUUUAACCUUGUACUAUAAGCAUGAUAUUGAUGUGUUCGUAACAGAAUACAUUUUUAUUUCUCUAUUUUCAACUGGAUGUUUUAAUUAAACAGAAAAUAAAAAUUCAAU
This is a messenger RNA of Rhineura floridana, 5726 nucleotides long. RefSeq names its product Scm polycomb group protein like 2 (gene SCML2). Lineage: Eukaryota; Metazoa; Chordata; Lepidosauria; Squamata; Rhineuridae. Bases 429 to 2618 code for a protein of 729 amino acids. Gene Ontology annotation, biological process: regulation of DNA-templated transcription. The transcript is spliced from 15 exons. Gene Ontology annotation, cellular component: nucleus. Gene Ontology annotation, molecular function: protein binding. The record is from RefSeq and is a predicted model, not a curated record.